AUGUUCCGCUUCAACAACCCUGAACCGCCGUCCACGCCUGGUAGGCAGCGUCGCGAAGGUCACAAUGGACCCUCAACCACGCCUGCAGGCCCACCGCCCGACAGAUCGAUGCUCGCCUCCCCAACACACGCCCUACCACCGCCCAAGAGGAACACCCUCUUUGAUCCUUCUGCCCGCCCCACAUUCGACAAGCCCAUCUCCUACGGCUUUGACAACUCCUUCUUCGCCAGCUCUCCCCCCAAGCAAGAUUACCUCGAGGGCAUUGGCUUUGGCUCCAUAGGCACAUCCAGCACCGGCAGGCCCUCGGUUCCGCGUGGACGACCUACUUCUGGUAACAGCAUGGCAGCUGGGGCGGGUAGCUUCCAAGUCCCAGAACCCUCAUCAGACAGAGAUGCCGAGGGCGAGUCUGACGACGACGAAGAAUACGACGACGACAUGGACGACGAAGACGAGUACGAAGACGAGGAAGAGCAGCACGCUUCACCACGGCGCCCAAAGACACAGAACAGCUUCUCACAGUCUGUCAUUUCGAGAGCAAGUACCAACGACAUGGAACCCGGGCCUACGCUUGUGCGCGCCGGUGUCAAGCAGAAAAAGUUCGAUUUCGUCGCCUUGGCCAAGAGCCAAACCUCAAGCAACGAUCGUGCGACAUUGCAGGACACAGACCAUGCCAUUCUAGAGACUGAACGAUUGCUGGAGAAGGUGCACGAUUCCAUUCACUCGGGAUCGGCGGAAACAAGGGCGGAGGUGCUGAGUGCGAGUGUGCGAGACUUGGUCGCAUUAUGGCACGCCUCCGCAAGCAAAGCGUCCAAGACCGACCCGUCUUCUUCCAGUCAAUCUGGCGCUAUCAGUGGCCUCACUCAUGCCAGCCGGUUGGCGGACCUAUGGUUGAGUAUCCACCAUCCUCCUCCGCUCACACACACCCCACGAAAGUCUGCUCUCUCCCUUGUGCCCUCGAGGUCCGAAUCGAAACAGUACACCCCGAUCCCCAAGGUCAUGCUCGAUUGGCUCAACAGCACAUGCUCGGGCAUGUCAGAAGUGGAGGUGGUUUUGAAGGCGCAUGGCUACUCCAAGCACCCGUCCUUUUGGGAAGCAGUCCAUGUCACAGUUGUGCGAGGCUACUUUGCGGAAACGCUAAAGUUGCUACAAGGUGCCGAUCUUGAAGUUGCCGAGAGCGCGCAGCAGGAUGGUUUGGGCCACACUGGAUACACCGGCGCGCAUCUUCGUUAUGCGAAUGAUGCAAUGCGGGCGGCAAUUGAUCUCAUCCAUGAAUGUCCGGCUGUUGCGAAUGGAGACUGGGAUGUCAAGGGUCAUGAUUGGAGCAUUUUCCGCCAACGUGUACAUCAAGCCUACAAUGGGCUUGAGGAAAUGGCAGAGGGCGAGAGCGCUAGCCGGCAUGCUGUCUCACAACCAUUCCAGGCAUCGCACUUUGGUAUUUCACAAACACAGGCCAGCUUCCAAUUGAGUGUGGCGAGUAGAAAGGUCGAGAGCAAAGUGCCUUGGACCGUCUACGAGAAUCUGCGAAAGCUGUACCAGCUCUUGUUAGGCAACGAGGAAGAGAUUCUCGCCAUUUCAGCCGACUGGAUCGAAGCGGCCCUCGCUCUUUCGAUCUGGUGGAAUGGAGAGGAAGAAGAAGAACCUGUCCAAGGCAGCCUUGCAGCCAGUCGACGUUCAAUCAUGCGUCAACAUCGAGUUCGCUCGGUGGACGUAACGCCCGUAAAGGCAUACUGUCAACGGCUGUCUGCUUCUUUGGCGGCAGUCACUGCAAGCUGCGACGAUGAUUUUGGCGUGAACGUCGUUGAUCGCUUCGAGAUUGGACUGGCCGCUAUCCUAGACGAUGAGCCUGAAGCUGUGUUGCAAAUCAUCCGCAGCUGGUCGCUGACAAUGGCGUCCGCUGUAGCGGAGAUUGCCAAUGACGGGGGUUGGUUCACGCGCGCGAAUGGCCUGAUGGAGCAAUUCGAUCAGAGCGAUCUCAUGGUGCUGAGCUACAACGAACUACAACCCAGGCGCAUAUCCAAGGAUGACCUGCAAAUAUCUUAUGCUAACAUGUUGGCAUCAAAAGGCCAGCUCACCGGCGAAGAUGGCCAGACGUCACGGGAAGGAUGGGAAAUUGCGAUCCAAGUGCUUGGGAGGCUGGACGAUAGUAUCACAGCCAGCGACCGCAUCGAGCGAAUUCUCAACGAGCUUCCUCUCGAGUCGGCAGACAGAGUCGACAAGAUCACAAAGCUAUGUCAUAGCAUGAGUCUCGAGCAACACGCCCUAACUAUCGCCCAAAAAUAUGCCGAUCACCUCCGCACAAAUACUCACAGCUACGGUGACACCCUCCUCUACUACGCUCGGGCCCACGACGCGCCACAUGUCCAAGAAGUCCUGCGCGUCCUUGUCGCCCACUGUCUCGUCAAGUCCGCCGCCUACCCCCCUGUCGACGAACUCGACGAUUCCCUCUCCUCCCUCAUCUCCUCGCCUAAGCAAACACUCACGAAGCUCGCCAAUUUCGACCCGGAAGCCGCAUCGCUCCUCUCCAAUCAUCUCAGCGGGUACGCGACGAUUCGAAAAUUCUACGAGCUGAGAGACGAGGAGGUACUCUGCAAGGCGGGAGAAAAGCCGGCGCAUCGACCCAUGGCGCGGAAACGCGCGGCGGCAAACGCACUCAUGGUCAUCAUUGCAAGUGCGGCUUCUAGCAUCAAAGGCGGUCUGUAUGAUCCAGAGGUUGAAACCGUGGUCCAAGUCGACGUUCUCCUCCCCCUACUAGGAGAGGCCCUCGUCUUCAUUGAUCAACCAAAACGCACCCUCACUCUCCCACACAUGUACACCCUCCUCGCCGCAAUCGAGGACCUCGACACCGCACCUAGCAUGAUCCGCGCCCAAUGCGAAGAAGUCCUUUCCACAACCCUCGCUGCCGCUUACUCUUCUUCAUCUGACUCUGACUCUUCCCCUCACAACUACCGCCACAAUGAACAACAACACCCGGCCUCCAAUCUCUCAAGCACAUAUAGCCUCAUCGGUUCCACGGACUUUUCAGCACCAAACUCUACACACGCCUCCGCCGUCUUGGUCCACGGCGGCGGUAUCCGCGAUGCGAAGCGCGGCUGGGAUUGGCGGAGGGGGGUCAAGAGGGGCGUUGGUGGGAGUCGGGUGUUGGCCUUGUUGAGGCUAGGGCUGGCGAGGGAGAUUGCGAGGGCGUUUGCUGAGGGGGAUGUUUGA
Plenodomus lingam JN3 is the source of this 3204-nucleotide messenger RNA. RefSeq lists its product as uncharacterized. NCBI's taxonomy places the organism in Eukaryota, Fungi, Ascomycota, Dothideomycetes, Pleosporales, Leptosphaeriaceae. The record is from RefSeq and is a predicted model, not a curated record. Gene Ontology annotation, molecular function: structural constituent of nuclear pore. Gene Ontology annotation, cellular component: nuclear pore outer ring. Gene Ontology annotation, biological process: positive regulation of DNA-templated transcription; mRNA export from nucleus; protein import into nucleus.